Messenger RNA from Xenopus laevis (African clawed frog), 1631 nucleotides. RefSeq names its product alpha-1,4-N-acetylglucosaminyltransferase L homeolog (gene a4gnt.L). The record is from RefSeq and is marked provisional. Gene Ontology annotation, molecular function: acetylglucosaminyltransferase activity; UDP-glycosyltransferase activity; hexosyltransferase activity. Gene Ontology annotation, cellular component: membrane. Gene Ontology annotation, biological process: protein O-linked glycosylation. NCBI's taxonomy places the organism in Eukaryota, Metazoa, Chordata, Amphibia, Anura, Pipidae.
AGUCUACAUGAAGGGGAAACCAUAACACCUUGAAUAUUUCAGACAUUCCUUGUGUGAUCCAACAUUUUACCCAAUAAAAAGUGUGAUCGCCACAAGUCAUGUCCACAAAAGUAAAGAUACUAUCAAUUUUACUGUGCCUGGCAGUUUCUGGCUUUGUCUAUAAGGCUGCUAACAGAAAGACGGUUGUCAAGUUCAUACCAUUUUUAUUUGAUACAAAGAUUACUCCUGAUGACGUCUUAUCUGCAGCCCGUAUUAACCCCAAGAAGCCUGUGGCUUUCUUCAUGAAAGGGUUACCUGAUAUUAACUCAGUAGAAGAACACACCCUAGCACUGAACAGUUUCCCAACCCUUGCAACCUAUAAUAAUAUCUACCUUUUCCCCCUCCGGAUGGAGAAUUUGCUUACCGAUACACCCCUUCUGCCUUGGUAUGACAAGGUUAAUCCAAAGAAUGAAAUCCAUUGGUCUCAUGUCAGUUCAGAUGCCUCCAGGUUGGCACUGAUGUAUAAAUAUGGUGGUCUUUAUAUGGACACUGAUAUCAUAUCAUUAAAACCUGUUCCAGAAAGAAACUUCCUAGUUGCUGAGAGCUCUCGAAUCUCCAGCAAUGGUGUUUUUGGGUUUGAUUCUCAUAGAGACUUCACUUGGACAUGCAUGGAAGACUUUGUCAAGAAUUAUAAUGGAGCAAUCUGGGGACAUCAAGGACCAGCCCUUUUCACUCGAGUCCUAAAGAAAUUUUAUUGUGAUAUUCCUCCAUUCAAGGGUGAUGAAGAUCUCAAGUGUGGAAACAUCUCAUUCUUAAAUCCUCGACGAUUUUAUCCAAUUGAGUGUCAGUACUGGAUGAAGUUCUUUCAAGUAUGGAAAGCCAUUCCAACUUUCAAUGAGUCUUAUGCUUUGCAUCUCUUUAAUUAUGCCAAUCGUGCUGAGCGUAGGGUAAUGGUUCCAGGAAGCAACACAUUGGUGGAACAUCUUUACAUACAGAAUUGCCCUGCUACUUAUCAAGCUGUUAAGGAGAAAAAAAGUACCCACCUUACUAAUGUACUAUAAAUACAAAUAAAUAUACAGCAUACAAAUGGGAUCUUUUGCUCAGAAUGCUUGGGACCUGGGGUUUUGUGGCUAAGGAUUUUUCCAUGAUUUGGAUCACCAUAUUUUAUGGUGUUCAUUUAUUAGGAAAAAAAAUCUGAAUACCAGAUUUGUGUCGUAAUGUGAACCGACAUAAUUUACAGGGUAUUUGAUGAUGGUGAUUGGUUUGAUUUUAUCUUUAUUGUUGGGAUAAUUAUGAAAGACUAUAAAUGAGUCAGUGGGCAGAUCCAUUCUUUUAAAUUUGUAUCACAAAAAUUUAAUUUUCUAGAGAAAAAAAAAAAUUCUGAACAUUGUGCAACAUUUCUGCUAUUUGAAUACUUUUUCACAAUUUUACACUCCUGUCUGAAUUUUAAGCAGACUUACACAUUUUUGGCUUAUAGAAUAGAAUUACCUGGGCAAAGCACAAUUUUAAUGGUAAAAAAUGCAGAACAAGUAUAAGGUUAUAAUUUGCAUUGUAAGAGUGUGCCAAACUAUUUUCCAUACUAACCUCCCUUUCCAUAAGUUGUUAAUAUCUGCUAUUAUCUGAAUACAAGAAGUAUUUUAAAUAUGUGCUAC